AUGAAACCAGGCAAUGUUACACGACUUUCAGAAUUUCUACUUCUUGGAUUUUCAGAGAAAACAGAACUGCAGCCCAUAAUAUUUGGGCUUUUCCUCUCCAUGUACCUGAUCACUGUGUUUGGAAACUUGCUCAUCAUCUUGGCCAUCACUUCAAACUUUCACCUCCACACACCCAUGUACUUCUUCCUCUCCAACCUGUCCUUUGUAGACAUCUGUUUCACCUCCACCACCAUCCCAAAGAUGCUGUGGAACAUCCAGACCCAGAACAAAGUCAUCACCUAUGAAGGCUGCAUCACUCAGAUUUAUUUUCUCAUACUCUUUGCAGUGCUGGACAUCUUCCUCCUGACCGUGAUGGCCUGUGACCGGUUUGUGGCCAUCUGUCACCCCCUGCACUACAUGGUCAUCAUGAACCCCCGGCUCUGUGGACUGCUGGUUCUCCUGCUGCUAGUUCUGAUGUCCUGGAUCUUGAGUGUCCUGAAUUCCUCUUUACACAGCUUGAUGAUGUUGCGACUGUCCUUCUGCACAAACUUGGAAAUCCCACACUUUUUCUGUGAACUCAAUCAAAUGAUCCAACUUGCCUGUUCUGACACCUUUCUCAAUAACAUGGUGAUGUACUUUGCAGCUGUCCUGCUGGCUGGUGGUCCUUUUGCUGGUAUCAUGUACUCUUACUCUAAAAUAGUUUCUUGCAUACGUAGGAUCUCGUCAGCUCAGGGGAAGUAUAAAGCAUUUUACACCUGUGCGUCUCACCUCUCCAUUGUCUCUUUAUUUUAUUGCACGAUGCUAGGAGUGUACCUUAGCUCUGCUGCUACCCACAGCGCACACUCAAGUGCAACAGCCUCAGUGAUGUACAGCUUGGUCACACCCAUGCUGAACCCCUUCAUCUACAGUCUGAGGAAUAAAGACAUGAAGAGGGCUCUGAAAGCGCUGUUUGUGAAGGGAACUGUAUAA
Messenger RNA from Vicugna pacos (alpaca), 948 nucleotides. NCBI's taxonomy places the organism in Eukaryota, Metazoa, Chordata, Mammalia, Artiodactyla, Camelidae. The record is from RefSeq and is a predicted model, not a curated record.